AUGCUUCUGGACGCCGGACCCCAGUAUCCCGCCAUCGGGGUGACUACCUUCGGAACGUCUCGCCACCACUCCGCAGGCGAUGUGACGGACAGAGAGGUGGGCUUGGGCAUCAACCCCUUCGCCGACGGCAUGGGAGCCUUUAAAAUUAACCCCAGCACCCACGAGCUGGCCUCGGCCGGCCAGACCGCCUUCACCUCGCAGGCUCCUGGCUACGCGGCGGCGGCCGCCCUGGGCCACCACCACCAUCCGACCCAUGUCAGCUCGUACUCGAGUGCCGCUUUCAACUCGACCCGGGACUUUCUGUUCCGCAACCGGGGUUUCGGCGAGGCGGCCGCCAGCGCACAGCACAGCCUCUUCGCGUCGGCCGCGGCGGGAGGCUUUGCCGGGCCCCACGGGCACACCGACGCCGCGGGCCACCUUCUCUUCCCCGGGCUGCACGAGCAGGCGGCUGGCCACGCUUCCCCCAAUGUGGUGAACGGGCAGAUGCGCCUGGGCUUCUCUGGGGACAUGUAUGGGCGGCCUGAUCAGUACGGCCAGGUCACCAGCCCGCGCUCGGAGCACUACGCUUCCACCCAGCUACACGGCUACGGGCACAUGAACAUGAACAUGGCUGCCCACCACGGGGCGGGGGCCUUUUUUCGCUACAUGCGGCAGCCCAUCAAACAGGAACUUAUCUGUAAGUGGAUUGAGCCCGAGCAGUUGUCCAACCCCAAAAAGUCCUGCAACAAAACUUUCAGCACCAUGCACGAGUUGGUAACUCAUGUCACGGUGGAGCACGUUGGCGGCCCGGAGCAGUCCAAUCACAUCUGCUUCUGGGAAGAGUGUCCGAGAGAGGGGAAACCUUUCAAAGCCAAAUACAAACUUGUAAACCACAUCCGAGUGCACACGGGGGAAAAGCCCUUCCCCUGCCCCUUUCCUGGCUGCGGGAAAGUAUUUGCCCGAUCAGAGAAUUUAAAGAUUCACAAAAGAACUCACACAGGUGAAAAACCAUUUAAGUGUGAAUUCGAAGGCUGUGACAGACGAUUUGCAAAUAGCAGCGACCGCAAAAAGCACAUGCAUGUGCAUACUUCUGAUAAACCUUAUCUCUGCAAAAUGUGUGAUAAGUCCUACACCCAUCCGAGCUCACUCAGAAAACACAUGAAGGUCCACGAAUCCUCUUCCCAGGGAUCGCAGCCUUCUCCAGCAGCCAGUUCAGGUUACGAAUCUUCUACCCCACCCACCAUCGUGUCUCCUUCCACUGAAAACCAGACCACGAGCUCCCUUUCUCCGUCCUCUUCAGCAGUCCACCACACGUCUGGCCACAGCACGCUCUCGUCAAAUUUUAACGAAUGGUACGUUUAAAAACAAAACAGAAAAAAAAUGCAAAAACAAAACCCUAUUUAAAAGACUCCACAAAAAUUAACGAACACUGCGAAUCAAAACAGAAUCCCACAUACAAGCCCCUAUAAUCUUAAUUUUUUAAAAAGCUGCCAGUAGACCCAGGAGCACAUACAAUGAAGAGUCAAACUUUUUUUUUUUAAUUUAAUUGUGUUUCUGGGCAAUGGCUUGGUAGAUAAGGGGUAGGAGAAAGCAAGAGAGGAGGUUGCCUGACCAAAUGUCAACUCUGUAGGGCUGAUGAUUCCAGGUCUGAAUUUGAUGGGGCUUUUAGUACAUCGGCCUUUUUUCUUCUGUAAAUACAGAAUU
Molecule: messenger RNA, 1683 nt
Organism: Vombatus ursinus (common wombat)
Lineage: Eukaryota; Metazoa; Chordata; Mammalia; Diprotodontia; Vombatidae
Product: zinc finger protein ZIC 1
Exons: 3
Coding region: 1-1341 (446 amino acids)
Biological process (GO): regulation of transcription by RNA polymerase II; central nervous system development
Cellular component (GO): nucleus
Molecular function (GO): RNA polymerase II cis-regulatory region sequence-specific DNA binding; DNA-binding transcription factor activity, RNA polymerase II-specific
Source: RefSeq, a predicted model, not a curated record